Spinacia oleracea (spinach) is the source of this 2535-nucleotide messenger RNA. Its product is annotated as protein JINGUBANG. Gene Ontology annotation, molecular function: protein binding. The transcript has a single exon. The coding region runs from base 913 to 2301 and encodes 462 amino acids. NCBI's taxonomy places the organism in Eukaryota, Viridiplantae, Streptophyta, Magnoliopsida, Caryophyllales, Amaranthaceae. The record is from RefSeq and is a predicted model, not a curated record.
ACGAUAACUUGGUGGGUUCGUGUCAGGUUAUGCGUGUCUGACCUAAAGCAUGCGGACUUGACACGAGACAUGACCCAUUGACUUACAUCCCCACGAGUAACUAGAUGAUUGCUACCUGUGUUGGAUGUCACAUCUCAUAAGGAGAUACGGAGUACUCCCUCCGUCCCGGAAAACACGUACCGGUUUGACUUUUUGCACUAUUCAUAUAAUUCACUUUGACCCUAUUUUAUUUCAAGUAUAUGAAAACAAAAGUUAGCAUAUAAUAUAUUGAUCGUUUCAUCUUAACAUAUAUUUUCAAAAUAUUAAUAUUUCAUAAGUUUUUAUAAUAUGUAGUUAAAUAUAUUGGUGGUCAAAGUUGUGCAUUGACAAGCGUGUCGAAUCGAACCGGUGUGAGUAUUCUGGGACAGAGGGAGUAAUAUUGAAUUUCAAACUUGGAUAGGAAUAUACUCCGUAGUAAUGUUCCACAUCUUAAGGUCAAUGGUCGAGGGGAAUAUUGAACUAUCCAAGUUGAAGUGGUUGAGAGCCAGUGAGCCACUGCCGGAUUGGACACAGCGAUGCCGGCCAACUGUGCAAAAAGCUAAGAAAACCUCAACCCUCCAUUUUCCACAUACAUAUAUCUUCCAUUCCUCUGCUAGGACCACACACAACAUAUACAAAGCCUCCACUCUUUCUACUCAUAUACGUACUGUACAUGUAUGAGGUAUAGUAUAAGGUAUUCCAGCAGAUCCAAUUUUAAAUCUCUUGCCACAACAUAGCAAAGUUGUGGUGGAAUUAUUAUUGAACUAACUUUCUGUCGAUGAUUAAAUGCAUGGUGAUUGGUGAUGCUUUUACAUGCAUAAAUACCCUUCGCUAGCCGAAACCUAAAACCAAACCCACACGUUCUAAUCUCCAUUUCCUUCUUUUUCUUUCACAAUGGAUCGCCAACUCACUCACAAGAAAAGCCUAUCUUGCUUCUUUGAUGAAGAUGGUACAGAAGAUCAAUCACCUAGCUUUCAACACCUCACUAGACAUAACCAAAACUUUCUCUCUCGCCUUCAUGGCACCCAUUUUAACCCUGAUGCCUCACCGUUAAUGUCUCAAAGCCCGGAAUCAUCCUGGUCUCCCUCUCCUUCGUUAACCCCUUCUCAUCCUUCUCUUCUUUACUGUUGUAUUUCCUCUCUCCGACGUGAUGGUGACAUUUACUCCAUUACUGUUUUUGGAGACCUAGUCUUAACUGGUUCAAAUAGUCGUCGUGUCUAUGCAUGGCAGUCGCUUGACUGCCAUGCAAAAGGCUACGUACAAGCUAGCUCUGGCGAAGUCCGUGCCAUGCUGACUUAUGAUGACAUGCUUUUCACUUCUCAUAAGGAUCAUAAAAUUAGAAUAUGGAACAUGAGAACUUAUAGUGGUAGCUUUAGGUCUAGGAAAGUCUUAACCUUACCGUGUGCUAGCCAUUUCAAGAGCUUCAUCUGUAGGUCAGUUGCCCCACAACAUAGGUUAACUCCUAAUAAGCCAAUUACCCCACAACAUAGGGACAUUAUCUCUUGCAUGGCUUAUUACCAUGUUGAAGGGAUAUUAUACACUGGCUCAUUUGACAAGACUAUUAAAGCUUGGAAGCUUUGUGCAAAAAAGUGUCUUGACUCCUUCGUAGGUCAUGGCGACCACAUUAAUGACAUGGUUGUCAACCAACAAAGCGGCUACCUUUUUACUUGUUCUUCAGAUGGGACAGUAAAAAUGUGGUUAAGGGUUUACGGGGAGACUAGCCAUGUCCUUGUUAAGGUGUUUAGUUUUCAUACUUAUCCUAUUUACGCCUUGGCUUUAGGUAUGUCAUCAUCACAAAGGAGUUUCUUGUAUUCAGGAUCUUCUGAUGGAUGUAUAAAUUUCUGGGUGCAAGAGAUGUCUACGCACUACAAUCAUGGCGGAGUCUUAGAAGGUCAUCAGUUUGCAGUUCUUUGCCUAGUAGCCCUUGAGAAUUUGGUGAUAAGUGGGUCUGAGGACUCAACGAUUAGGAUUUGGAGGCGAGAUAAGGUCAAAUUUAGUCAUGAGUGUCUUGCAGUUUUAGAAGGGCAUAGAGGGCCUGUUAGAUGCUUGGCUGCUUCCCUGCAGGACGAACUUGUGAUGAGUUUCUUGGUGUAUAGUGCUAGCUUGGAUCAGACAUUCAAGGUGUGGAGGGUUAAGCUUCUUCGAGAAGUAAAGAUUCCCUCUGGAAGCCGUAGCAAUGGAGAUGAUGAUACGGAAGAUGCAAAUUCUGCAGUUUGUGAGGCUACACCUGUGUUAUCUCCUUCAUGGGUUAAGAAGAAGCUUCAAUGUCGUAGUCUUAAAUAGUUAAGUUUAAUCACGAGUUUUAUGUCUUGUUUGUAAUAAUAUUGUAAGUUAGUAAGUUAGAAUGUUAGCUUAUCGGCGAGUUAUGUAGAAGAUUAUGCAUCUUUUUGUUAAGUAGAUUAUGCAUAAUUAUGUAAGCAGUUGAAGUUAUUUAAGCAAAAAUGUAUCCCAUCCAGUGUGUAUUAAUAGUGUGGUUUACUAAAUUAAUGUUCCAAUUCCAUGUAUUUUGCACUAUUA